GUCAACUAUCAAGUGCAGAUGUUUGGCUGAUCCACAACCACAAAAUUUAGUCAAAGGCUACUUCGAUAUAUUUGUUUAAGAAAAGAACAAAAAGAAAAUCAUUAUUGAAUGCCUCAAUCAUUCAUUUGCCUUCCUUUCCCUCAAUCAUUCAAGCUUUGCUCUUAGACCUCAAUUAUGGCGGAAACGUUUCUGUUUGGUAUUGCAGAAAGGGUUGUCGAGAAAAUUGCCGCUCUCACCGUAGACGAAGUUUUCUUGGCGUUUACUGUCCAAACCGAUCUGAAAAAGCUGAAGGACACCAUGAUCAGCAUUAAAGCUGUGCUCUUGGAUGCUGAGCGGCAACAGCACCGAAAUGAAAAGCUGCGCCUCUGUAUGUGGAAGCUCAGAGACAUCUUUUACGAUGCUGAGGACGUUAUUGACGAUUUCAAGUGUGAAACUCUCCGCAAACAGGACUCCAUCAAUCAUUGCAAUACCAAUAGCUCAAAGGUGCGGUUUUUAGCUUCCUGUUGUAAUUGUUUGCCUCUUUCAUUGUCUUUAAAAAUGGCUCAUAAAAUCAAAGCCAUCAAUCGGAGGCUAGGCGAACUUGCCACUGAAUGGAACAGCUUUGAUCUAAGACAGUGUAGCGACAACCGACAUGUUUUUCGCAGAGAGACUAUCUCUUUUGUGGAUUCUUCUGAUGUUAUUGGUAGAGAUGAGGAUAAAGAGAACAUCAUUAACAUGUUGAUGAAACCAAGUGAGCAACGAAGUGUACCUGUCGUUCCCAUUGUUGGACUUGGGGGUUUAGGGAAAACCACGCUUGCGCAAUUGGUAUACAAUGAUGAUCGAGUUACUAGCCUUUUUCCUUUGAAGAUAUGGAUCUGUGUUUCUGAGGAAUUUGAUCUUUCUAGAUUGCUCAAGCUGAUUAUUCAUUCUAUAAAUAAAGAAGAAAAUUGUGAUGAUUUAACACUUGAAGCCUUGCAAUCUUGUUUGAGAAGCCAUUUGAAUGAUAAGAAGUUCUUGCUCGUCUUGGAUGAUGUGUGGAAUGAAAAUCAAGCAAAAUGGGUUGAGUUAAGAAAUUUGUUGAGAUCAACGGAUGGAUUUUCUCCCAGCAAAAUCAUUGUCACCACUCGGAGUUUGAAGGUGGCCUCACUAAUGAGUUCGAUUCCCUCUUAUAUAUUGAAAGGUCUCCCUCUUGAAGACUGUUUGAUAUUGUUUACGAAAUGGGCUUUUAAUGAUGGUGAUGAGACAUAUUAUCCAAAUCUCAUUAGAAUUGGGGAGGAGAUUGUGAAAAAAUGCAAAGGAGUUCCUUUGGCAGUAAGAACAUUGGGAAGCCUGUUAUUUCAGAAAACUGAUGAAUCUGAUUGGAUCUAUAUAAGAGAGAGUGAAAUAUGGAGACUUGAGCAACAUGAAAAUGAUAUUUUACCAGUGUUAAAGUUGAGUUAUAAUCAUUUGCCAUCUCAUUUGCAACGCUGUCUUGCUUUUUUGUCCUUGUACAAAAAGGAUCAGAUCUAUUAUAGUGACCAAGUCAUCCGUCUUUGGAUGGCAAAUGGAUUCCUUGAGCAUCCAAGGCAAAAUCAAGAGUGGGAGGAUGUUGGCAAACGAUAUUUGAAUGAAUUACUGUCAAGGUGCCUCAUCCAAAAGGAGGAGGAUUUUUGCUUGAAUUUUACCUUCAAAAUGCAUGAUCUGGUACAUGAUCUUGCAUUGGAUGUGUCUCAAAAAGAGUGUAAAACAGUGAAUUCCGAAACAGAAAUGGCUGAUGAAAAUGUUCGACAUUUAUUAUUAUGUGAUGAGAAAUUGGUUGAAGUUCCACGUGUUUUGGAGGAAAUGAAAAGUGUUCGAACAGUAAUCAUCCAAGAUGUUUCAAGGAGAUCAAAGAUUGUUGAUAAAUCUCUUAUAAAUCUUUGUGUCUCCAAUUUCAAGUAUCUAAGGGCACUAGAAUUAAGGAAUUCACCAUUGACGGCUUUACCGAAUUCCAUUUGCACCUUGAAGCACUUACGAGACCUUGAGUUGGUCCAAUGCAAGGGUAUACAGGAACUUCCGAAUUCUUUCGAUAAGCUUCGCAGCUUGCAAUCGUUAAAUUUGCGAGGUACUCGUUUGAAGCAGUUGCCUGAAAGUGUGCAAAGGUUGAUUGAGCUUAGACAUCUAGAAAUAACCAUUAAAGCUGAGCAUUUGAAAGAAAUACGAGCAGGAUGUUGGACUUCUCUUCAAUACUUGAAGUUGCAUAGGUGUUUCGAAUUAGAAUGUUUACCUGAAGGAAUGCAGUAUCUGAAGUCACUUCGAACACUUGUCUUGAAAGGCUGUAGUAGACUUGUCUCAUUGCCACGGAGCCUAAAAUUCCUAACCAAGUUAGAACACCUUGAAAUAAUUUUUUGCGACAAAAUCAAUUUAGAAAUGGAACCAAAAGAGGAAGAAGAUAGAGACCUUCAGUUGAGCCUUAAAACUUUCGAACUCUAUGAAUUAUAUGCCUUAAGAGAUUUGCCACAAUUGCUUCUUCAAGGAUCUUCUUCCACUUUGCAGCAAUUACGAAUUAGUUGGUGUCCAGAAUUGUCCGUUCUACCAGCGUGGCUACUGAAUCUCACUUCUCUUCAUAAACUUGAGAUUGAGUAUUGCUUUAAUUUGUCAGCUCCAGUAGAGGGAAUAGACCGCCUCACCAACCUUAGAGAAUUGGCAAUUCACGAAUGCCCGCAGUUGAGCAAAAGAUACAGACAAAAUGGGGGUGAAGAUUGGCACAAAAUUGCUCACAUCCAAAACGUUGUUAUUAAGGAUUAAGAUUGAGGCAUGUGGUAAAUUGAUGGAUGUCUCUUGUUUUCUCACAUCCAAAAUUGCUCGCAUAUAUAUAUAUAUAUAUUGUAUUACAAUAUGAUCCAAGAUUUCUAAUGUGGCCAUAUGGAAACAUCAUUACCCCGACUGCUGCGCAUGUAGUUCGGCAAGCUGGCUUGUUUCUUCUGAGUUGGCGUACAGCCCGUGCUGUUUAGGGUGUGUAGACCUUGAUAGCCUAUUGUGGAAGGGGUUGAUUGUUGGUGCAAGACUCCAUUGGAUAAGUUAAAUUGCAACAUUCAACGUAUUGCAACAUGUUGCUGCACAAUGAAUAAACUCAAAUACCUCAAGCUUAAAAAAAAAAAAAAAAAAAACCGAAGUUGCCAUUUGUUUUGUUUGUUUACCUCAACUUGGUUUAUGAGCUUUAAGGAAGACAAAAGAAAAUAAGACAGAGAACACGUUAAAUAAACUGUGCUUUUUUAUCUAAUGAAAAAAAAAA
Molecule: messenger RNA, 3232 nt
Organism: Gossypium arboreum
Lineage: Eukaryota; Viridiplantae; Streptophyta; Magnoliopsida; Malvales; Malvaceae
Product: putative disease resistance protein RGA3
Exons: 1
Coding region: 175-2745 (856 amino acids)
Biological process (GO): defense response to other organism
Molecular function (GO): ADP binding
Source: RefSeq, a predicted model, not a curated record